AUGUUAGAUGCGAUUGAUUUUUCAUUGUGGCUUUCUCGUUUAAUUAAAUCAAAUAACACUAAAUUAGAUAUUAAAAUAAGUAUGCCAGAAGCUGAAGUAUAUGUUCUUCGAAAAAUGAUUAUUGAUGAAACAUUAACAUUAGCUGAGAAAUGGAAUAUUGCAUGGACCGAUAGAUUAAAUCCUCGUAUGCGUCCAAUACGUCUCUACGUUCAAUCAAUGCUUGAUUCAUUAGGUUAUAGUUUGGAAUAUUCAACAAAUUCAUAUGAUAUACGACAAGUAUUUAAAAUGAAUGGAACAGCGGCUAAUAUAACAAGACAUAAGAAUUGGAAGAUAUUACCUGAAGUUGGUACAUAUUGUCAUUAUAUUCAACGACCCAUUGUUAUCGAUCCACCACGUACAACAAAAUCAAGAGCAAAAUUAAAGAAAUUUUAA
Rotaria sordida is the source of this 432-nucleotide messenger RNA. The record is from the annotation of a GenBank genome assembly. NCBI's taxonomy places the organism in Eukaryota, Metazoa, Rotifera, Eurotatoria, Philodinida, Philodinidae.